GCGAGCGAGGAACGCUCGUUGUUGGUCUUGCUCGGUCAGUCCGAUGUCUUCGUGGAAGAGCGGUGAAAGCGUCUGCACCACGUCCGUCGAUCUUCUACAGCCUCUCGAGCGAAUCUAGAGAACGUGAAGGAAGAGGAAAGAAGAAGAGGAAGAUCGGUGUGGAAGGUGUGUUGGCGCGCGAUAUAGAAUGCGCGAUCAUGAAAAAUUCCGCGAAAAUCUCAAGUGUCUAGGAAGUUUGGCCGACGAAUGGGAAAAUCUGGCGUGACAUUCCUCCGCAAUCAGACUGCCGGAAGAUGUUUCGAGGCACGAUAUCGCGGGAAACGUGGACUCUUGCCUUGCUCUUGUUUCUUUUCGCUCACGUGGCUUGUCUGGAUGUUAAACUUCUGCGUAAUAAUUCUUUGACUACCUCGAAUUAUGGUACGACGAAUUCGACCCGUAAUCGAAAGGGCAAGUUCUUGUUUGAUGAAUUGUUCGGCCUUGACAUAAGUAGCAGCUUGGACGAUGAUGAUGUUGUAUCAAGGAAUUGUACAUGCGAAUGCGGUAUAUCGAAUCAGGAGGAUCGAAUCGUCGGUGGACGACCGACAACCCCGAAUAAAUACCCGUGGGUGGCGAGGCUCGUGUACGAGGGUCGUUUCCACUGCGGAGCCAGCCUCGUUACCAAUGAUUACGUUAUUACUGCCGCUCACUGUGUACGAAGGUUAAAACGUUCAAAAAUACGUAUAGUAUUGGGUGAUUAUGAUCAAUACGUGAAUACCGAUGGAAAAGCUAUAAUGAGAGCAGUGAGCGCGAUAAUUCGUCACAAAAAUUUCGACAUGAAUUCGUAUAAUCAUGACGUUGCUUUGCUGAAACUUCGAAAAUCUGUGAAAUUUUCCAAACGUGUCAAACCAAUAUGUUUACCUCAAAAAGGUAGCGAUCCAGCUGGUAAAGAAGGUACCGUAGUAGGCUGGGGUCGGACAUCGGAAGGUGGUAUGUUGGCUGGACAAGUCCACGAGGUUCAAGUACCCAUAUUAAGUUUAAUACAGUGUCGUAAAAUGAAGUAUCGAGCUAAUCGAAUCACGGAUAAUAUGAUAUGCGCCGGUCGAGGAAGUCAAGAUUCUUGUCAGGGUGAUAGUGGCGGACCUCUUCUCGUGCAGGAAGGCGAUAGACUCGAAAUAGUUGGAAUAGUUUCUUGGGGUGUUGGCUGCGGAAGACCAGGAUAUCCUGGAGUUUACACAAGAGUAUCUAGGUACCUGAAUUGGAUUAACACAAAUAUGAAACAAGGAUGUAUAUGUACAAAUUAAAAAGAAUCGAUCGAUUGUUCAAAAUAAUAUUUCCAUAAAAAAAUCUAUAAAAUGGAAAAUCUUCUAGUACUAAUUUAAUUUAAUGACAAUAUUUUAUAUAAUAAUUCCAUCAAAUUUUUUAUUAAUCCAAUUGUUAUAUUGAGAGUGUUCUGAUUUUAUCAUUUGAUAAAAUAUAAUUAUAAAAGUCAACACAAAAUAGAAAUUAUUUAUUAUUUUAUAAUUAUUAAAAAUUAUUAUAAUUUUAUUAAUUAGUCAAAUAUAUAUUAGAAAAGUAAAUUAAAUGUAAAUUAAAAGUAAAUUAAAAAUAUGACUAAAUGAUGAUAUAAAAUAAGAAGCUGCUACAAAUUAAUUUAAUGUAUAUAUAUUUAGUGCUAAUUAAAAACUAUCUAAUUAAAAAAUUAGAAUAAUUAGAUUAUAUUAUGUUAACAAUAAGUAUAAAUAGUCAAAUUGUAAAGAAUAUUUUAUUAUUUUUAGAAUAUAUAUAUACAUUGUACAUAAUUUAUUAAUAAAUUAUAACGUUAGAGUAAUUAUUAUCAUAACAAAAAAAAGUAAAUAAAGUCGUAUGUUGUAAAUUAAAAAAUAAUCUACUUUAAUCUAACUAUAAAUAAAUCCAUAAAUUUUUGAAAAUUUAGUAAAAAACAAUACCAACAAAUAAAAAAACAAAAUAAAAUUUCAAUCAAUAAAACAUUUAUAUCUUAUAUAUUAAAAAUUAUAAAUGAACUUUUCUUUUUUUAUUUUGUAGAAUAAUAUGUAACAAUAAAUAGUCUUUUUGAUAUUUUUUUACUCUGUAAAAUAUAAAGAUUGCUUUCACAUUUGUAACAUCUGUAAAAAUUUGCAACAUAUAGAAAAUGUAUUGUAUAAUUCGAACUGUACUCGUAUCGUCCCUUUUGUUGCGUGAAUGGCAACCAAACGUACUUGGAAUAAUGAUCAGUAACGGUUUUCUGUCGAACCACGAUUAAAUUAAUGAAGCUAAUACAAAACCAAGACGACAGUAUGUGCAUUCGUGCAUAUGUAACGUUUCAAUCUUUGUAUUCAAUGCUUUACGUUUUUCAUAUAAAAUAUAAUAUAUUCGAUAUAUAAAC
This is a messenger RNA of Apis cerana (Asiatic honeybee), 2362 nucleotides long. RefSeq names its product trypsin-1. NCBI's taxonomy places the organism in Eukaryota, Metazoa, Arthropoda, Insecta, Hymenoptera, Apidae. The record is from RefSeq and is a predicted model, not a curated record. Gene Ontology annotation, biological process: proteolysis. Gene Ontology annotation, molecular function: serine-type endopeptidase activity.